ACAGUGGAGGAGAGAAAGAGAGAUGUGGAGAGAGAAGAGGAGAGGAAGAUGCAAGGAUCCGCUUCACUGCUGUAGUUUGAAAGUCUCACCAAGGGGACUUAGAAGAGCAUUGGUGGUAUAAAUACCCAGCAUAAACAGGAUUAAAAGAGCAACUACUGAGAGACAAGCAGAAAGAGAGAAUAAAGUGUAAGCAUUAGGAGCACUGUGUACUGCAGUGUGUCUUUACACGCUCGCUUUACAACAGCACUCAACUUGGGAGAGAAGAACUCUUUUCUCUGAACUCUUUUACUGGAACACCAUCCCAUCUCUCUCUCUCUUUCUCAAUCUCUCGUCAGAGAUGCUCGUGUACACAAAUGGAGAAUAUGUCUUGGUGCUGAAGUAUUGCUGAAGUUCAAACUGGGCCACUGGAUUCAUCUAUUUUGGUCCACUCAGUUGCUCCAGUCCCACUGGACACGCACCCACACACGGACAACAUCGCAAGAGUUCAGGAUCCAAGGAAGAGCACUGUCCAAGUACCACCAAGAGAGGUGAGAGGUGCCGGACACGACUCUGAGAGACUUCAUAAGGCUGGGAGAGUGUGGCGCAUUAAAAAUACAGGUCCCCACAAGAGCUUUCUGAUCUCAGCUAGUGCUAUAAAUCAAUAGCCGUAAUAAAAAAUAGACAUUUCUCCUUGGCUAUAAACGGAAUGGCUUUCUUGAGCACUUGCUGACCAGAAGCCACACUUCAGAGGAUACUAUUUUUGUGGACGUCUGAAGUCUAUUUCUCUAAAAAAAUGACUGGAUGACUAAAACGAUAUAUUUAUAUAUACAUAUGCAUUGCUGAUAAAGCUGAUAAGUCCUUAAACCAAAUGUCAAUGUUCUUUUUUUACGCUUACGCUGACACCUCCUUCAAAGCUUUUGGCACUUCAGAGAAUAUUCAGCUUUGGACUGUCUAAAUCGCAGCUAUUUUUAUUCCACUACAUAUUACAUAUUUAGAUAAAAGUCUCCUACUACAGAAUUCUGUUCAAAACAUUUCGUCUGAAUGAGUGAGAGCAGAAGGGAGGUUCACGCUUAAUAUCUUCACUAUUUUAUCACAACCUGUCUACAUUCUGUUGCUAAUCAUGGUUUUCCAUCAUCAGAAGUGACUUCUUCCAUCUUUUUUGGUGCAAAAUGAAGCACAUUAGCAUAUUUAUGGCAUGAGAUAUAUCCAAAUGUGAACAACGUGCUACAUAGAUCUUGCAUUCAGUCAUCAAGCAAAGGAACGAAUAGCUUCUGACAUGUGAAGAAAAUUGAACAUUCAAGAAUUUUGUGCAUUUAAACACAUGGACUAAAAUCACGGUGUCAGCUUGGGAGGAGAUGGAGGAACACAUUAGUUAAUGCUUGUAUCUGUGUGAACUCAACCAAAAAUUUAUUUAAAUUGUUGUUACUGCUAUCCUAUAAAUGAAAUAUACAUAAAAGUAAAAUUGUUGGCCAUAUCAGCCAGAAAGCAUUAGUUGAUGUCAGAUCCAGAUCUUGGAAAAUGGAGAAUCUGGAUGAGCUAGAACAUCCAUUGCUGGGUGACAGCAGCCCCCAAAACUCAAGUGGAACAGGCACCAGUGGCAAUGGACUGUUUAAAAGCAUGUUGAUGAGAAAUGAGGAGGACAAAAGACUGUCCCCUCUGGACUGGAGGAAUUAUUGCAGGUCUACAGACAUUCAGCAGCAGCAGCUACUGGAUCCAUGUUCAUUGUCUAGCACUCUAGAGACUUUUUAUCCUCCCACUACCAUUUGGGCUGCUGCUGACUCCCUGGGCAUCCACAGUAAGGAGUAUCUGGAAACCACUUUUGUGGACAUCGGCCCUGGUUCACCAUUGGAAAGGAAGUUACUGGCAGAAACAAGAGAUGUCCAUAGUGUCUCCUACAGCAUAGAAGAUAGGGAUGACCUUUUGCCAGACUUUGAGGACUCCUCCAGUGAUGACUUCAGUGAUACAGACAGUGAAAGCAACUUUCCCAUCAUGAUCCCUCAAGAUUACCUGGGCCUGGCUUUCUUCUCCAUGCUCUGUUGUUUCUGGCCUCUGGGCAUUGCUGCGUUCUAUCUUUCCCAAAAGACGAACAAAGCAUCAGCACAAGGAGAUUUCCAGGGUGCCAGUGCGGCUUCUCGGCAGACUCUGUGGCUCUCUGUUCUUUCAAUCGUGUUCGGCAUCAUCACAUACAUCUGCGCCAUCGCUGCCCUGAUCUCCUAUCUGUCCGGGAAACCACCUUAAAGACUGCUGUAUCAGUAUCUUCUCUCAAUUCUUCCAGAAAUGCAUUUCCCUGGUUCCCAAUUACACAAUCCACUGCUCCUUGCAUCCGCACAUUCAUCUACACCUGUAAUAAGUACAUUGAUUUGGCAGAGACGCCACCUUUGUAACAUUUUCUGCAAGUUCACAGCUGUCAUAUUAGAUAAAAAAAUGCAAAACACUACAUUUGGAAAGUAAAAAAUAUGACUCCCACUUCAGAAAGAGAGACCUGCGCUCUGUCUUAGCGCUUUUGUCUAAGUUGGCAGGGGAGGGAGUGGUUGAGCCCUAAGGGUUUGUUAGAAGGGAACUAGAAAAAGACUGCGAUAUCAGGAGAUCACAACGGACUUGGCUGUAAAACAGCAGGACGUGCCCUCCAAGACACAUGACUCAAGACAACUGGGUCAUUUCCUAUUUGAGCUCUAAAGCUGGUCAUUGAUUCACUCUCCAAAUGGAAAACACCACAGUAAAUGAUUUAGAACUCAGUUGGAAAUCUUCAAAUAGAAAACAUGUACAAGGUAAGGCAGAUUCUGCAAAUAUGUGGAUGCAUAAGUAUGCAGAGGCAAAAGUUCAAUGCGAUGAGGGAAACACACACACAUACUCAGCAGCUUUCACUGAGUCAUGCCUUUAUGAGAAGCUUCUCCUGCAGGACUCUAUAGCUUGAUAAAUGUAGACCCUCCAUUUUCCACCUACUGUACCAACAUUACUGUAUGGAAACACUUCAUAUGA
Molecule: messenger RNA, 2958 nt
Organism: Carassius carassius (crucian carp)
Lineage: Eukaryota; Metazoa; Chordata; Actinopteri; Cypriniformes; Cyprinidae
Product: synapse differentiation-inducing gene protein 1-like
Exons: 4
Coding region: 1498-2217 (239 amino acids)
Cellular component (GO): intracellular membrane-bounded organelle; membrane
Source: RefSeq, a predicted model, not a curated record